CUCAUCCAGCUGAUAGCCUGUGUUCCAUGUUUAGGAUUGUUGUGAUGGGAGGCCGCAGCCAUCUUGGAUCAGCGCCGCUCCGCACCGAGCAGCAGGAGAGGACGUUAGCCGCUCGGCCAGAUUAACUCCAGUCUGUGUCGCUGCACGGUGCGAAUAUGUUUUACACACGGUGGUUCUCUUCCUUAAUAGCUGCGUCGAGUGCACAGAAAUGGGUUUAGAGUGUUCCAAGCGGGUAACGUUUUAACCCCGGAGAGGGCGGCGACGGUGCAGAACCUCGGUAUAUGUUUUAAAUUUCUGAAUAGAGGAGUUAACAUGAAUGGAGGAUAAAUGUUGCCAAAGGCUGACAGCAGCAGUUUCGUCCUCUUCUCUCUUCUCUUCGUCCUCACGUUAACGGACCCACCACGGACAGAGCAGCGCUGCAGCCCCGGGCAGUUCGCCUGCCGCAGUGGGAAGAUGCAGUGUAUCCCCAUGUCCUGGCAGUGUGACGGGUGGACAGCGUGCGAGGACAAGAGUGACGAGAUGGACUGUCCCCCUAUAAAGGAGGAGAGGUUUCGUUUCGGUAAUGGAUACGACCAGGUAGAUGACGUCAUUGGUGUGGCUCAGCCUGUGCGCUUCAACAAGAAAUGCCCGAGUGGGUGGCAUCACUACGAGAAGACAGCCAGCUGCUACAAAGUGUACCUGAGGAACGAGAACUACUGGCAGGCGGUGGAUACCUGUCAGAAAGUCAACGGCUCUUUGGCCACUUUCGGUACCAACGAGGAGCUGCAGUUCAUUCUGAAGAUCGAGGUGGACUUUGACGACAAAGUCUGCGAGCGCAGAGACCAGUGCAAGUUUUGGGUGGGGUACCAGUAUGUGAUCACCAAUCAGAACCACUCCCUGGAGGGGCGCUGGGAGGUGGCAUACAAAGGGUCCAUGCAAGUGUUCCUUCCACCUGAGGGUCUUACCAAUUUUGGGGAGGCGUCUCCCACUCAGGACAACGUCUUUUGUGCCCAGCUGCAGCGCUUUCAGAUCAAAAGCAUGAACGAACGAGGCCUGCACAGCUGGCACGCUGAAAACUGCUACAAGAAGUUUCCCUUUCUCUGCAAGAGGAGGCAAACGUGUGUGGAUAUAAAAGACAAUGUAGUAAACGAGGGCUACUACUUCACCCCUAAAGGGGACGACCCGUGUCUGAGCUGCACGUGUCACGACGGAGAGCCUGAGAUGUGUGUGGCAGCACUGUGCGAGCGUCCGCAGGGAUGCCAGCACUUCCGUAAGGAUCCCAAAGAGUGCUGCAAGUUCACCUGUCUGGACCCAGAUGGAAACAGCCUGUUCGACUCGAUGGCCAGCGGGAUGAGGCUGAUCGUCAGCUGCAUCUCAUCCUUCCUCAUCCUCUCCCUGCUGCUCUUCAUGGUGCACAGACUCCGACAGCGGAGACGUGAACGCAUCGAAACUCUGAUUGGAGGAAACUUGCACCACUUUAACCUUGGAAGACGAGUCCCAGGCUUCGACUACGGCCCGGACGCCUUUGGCACCGGCCUCACUCCCCUGCAUCUGUCCGAUGAUGGAGAGGGAGGCGCUUUCCAUUUCCAAGAGCCUCCCCCGCCGUACGCAGCCUACAAAUACCCCGACAUCCAGCACCCUGAUGACCCCCCUCCCCCUUACGAAGCCUCCAUCAACCCAGACAGCCUCCUCUAUGUAGACCUCGGUCACAGCGGGGUUGCCAUGGUGCCGAGCCAGAUGAACACCAUGGGAGACGGGCUGCGUGCCGAUAUUCCCAUCGCCUCCGGUCCUGUGAUGAACUCAGCACCGUCAUCUCAGGAGAGGGAGGACUCCAUAGAUAGCAGCACCCUGCUUGUUGGGCCUGACACUCCGACAGAUGGAAACGCCCCCGCCCCCAUGCCUGCAGACUCCUCCCUCAGCACUGUGGUAUAGGACUGUGGACAUGGAGCUGUAUUCGGACAUAAACUGCAAGACGAGGAAGGCUGUGUGCACGCUCUGCAGCAAGAGAGGACGCAGCAGACUGUUGUGUAGUUAAAGUUUGUACAGACAUAUCAGAGGCAGGAGUUACAACGAAGCUAAGACGCCGUCUCUCUGGAGACUCUUCUGCAGUCGGCCUUCUGAGUGUUUGUUUUUUAAAGACAGCAGCUUCUGAGGGAGCACAGAGGACUGCUUCUGUACAGAGAAAGAAGCUGCUCUCUUACUUUUUUCUGCGUUGACUUAGUACAGCUUUUGAAACAUCUCAAGGUUGGUCUGAUUGGUGGAGAACCCUGAUGUAAAUACCACUCAGGUCUGUGCCGGUAAGAUUUGUAAAACUGGUAAAACUGGAGCGUGGGAGUCCAGCACAAGGCGAAGAAUGAUGGACAGACGGUGAAGCCAGCCAUCGUUCCUUGUGUGUUUUUUUUGUUAGCGUCAUACUGUCGUUCAAACUGAUCUGAAUUAUCUCCGGGCUUCAAUAACCAUCAAAUCUGUCUCUCCUGGCAUGUUCCAGAUCACGACUUCUGUGCCCCCCCCCCCCCCCCCUCACUUUCUUAAGAGUCUGAUACAUGAAGCGGUCUUCCAGGUUUAUAGCGCAUAUUUGCUGCAAAGACGUUUUGUAAUACUGAGGUUUAACCUUACAGAGGGAGGGUACAGUUAGCUUCCUACUAUAGGGUUUUUAUUAGGUCGUGCUAACACAAGGACGUGCUCAUGAGGAUUGUGGUGGUACUUCUAAAUAUCUGAGUUAGGUCUUGUGUUCUUUUGGAUUAUAAUUUAUGACUGCAGGCUGUAAUCUUGUUGUAUGGGGGCAUGGAUGCAGUCUGAAGUGUCCACUGAUCAGCGAUGGGGUGCAUGUGUGAAGGUGAAGAGUAGGGCUGAUAUCCUGUUAAUGAAUUUGAGAAAAUCAAUUUAUUUAACACAACUGUUCCAAUCAUGAAGUGGUUAAAUCAUGCAGAAGCUCCCGUUGUCGUUGCUUUCUCAUUAACUCUGCAGGAUAGUUGUGUGUUUGCUAACUGAACCAUGUUUAGUGACUCAAAGCUCAAUGUUUUGAAUGUUUUGCCCGCUAAUCUUCUGAUUCAUUCAGGGUUUUUAUUUUUUGUUUAAAUUUUUGAAGAUAAAUCUGUCAGGUGUUCUAUUUGGAUGCUGCCCCCCCCUCCAUCCCCGAUGUGUUCCUUCCCACGUGUGAUUCUGUUUUGCAGCUACUGAUGAAGAUAAUGUCGCUGACUGUAGCUGUGUCUUCUUUCUGUGCGCUGUCGUUGAUGGGUCAGUUACUUGUUCUGUUUCUCAGUGAGAUCGCAGUGAAAGUUCUUGUAAUAAAAAGAAAAGUGUAAACUUAUGUAGACCCCUGUUAUGAUGACAAUCGUCAAGGAUUUCUUUGAAGAAGUUUUUUGAUCAGUCGACCUACAACACCAGCAUUUGACAGCUUUGUUCAGCCUAAAGACAGCCAGAUGUUAAAGUGUGUGUAUGACUGUGAACGUCCGUGUAUCUCAUGUUUGAAUGUACAUUCUUUGUUGUGCUGAAGCUUUUUUUCCCUAUUUUAUAUUUUGUUUUUAUUUUGGCUCUGACAAUCCACAGAGGAUUAUCCAACCAACAUCUCAAAUUGUGGAAAGUGAUAGUAAACAGUAACCUGUGCAUGUGUGUAAUGGAAGGAGAUGAGUCCAGAUCUGUUCUUUUCUUCUUUCUCCCAUCAAGUUUGUUUGGCUUGAUUUUUUUAAAAUCUGCUUUUUGGACCUGAGGUGCAUGUGUUUUUUUUUAUUUGGCAUGCUGAGAGAUUUUUCUUUUGAUGGAAACAUUGUUAGCUCGACAGUCUGUCCUGUACAGUAGGUUCAAAGACUCUGUGUGCAUUAAAACCCUGCCCAUGACCCAAACAGCUGCAUUGACACUGUAGUUUCUGUGUAGACUAUGGUGGUGUUCAAACUAAUUUUACUGGAUUUGAAAUGUUUUAUGUAUAAUACAACAAAUGCUACAUUUCAUUGUCUUUUAUUUCGUAGCCUUUAAAUUUAAAAAAAAAUGCUUCAUUUGCAGGGGGGCUUGUGUUUUUCUGAGGUAGAUGUACAUCUAAUCAAAUGCCAAAUAAACUGCACCAUGAAGGAUGA
Molecule: messenger RNA, 4049 nt
Organism: Notolabrus celidotus (New Zealand spotty)
Lineage: Eukaryota; Metazoa; Chordata; Actinopteri; Labriformes; Labridae
Gene: dgcr2
Product: DiGeorge syndrome critical region gene 2
Cellular component (GO): membrane
Molecular function (GO): protein binding
Source: RefSeq, a predicted model, not a curated record